Molecule: messenger RNA, 1464 nt
Organism: Colletotrichum spaethianum
Lineage: Eukaryota; Fungi; Ascomycota; Sordariomycetes; Glomerellales; Glomerellaceae
Product: WSC domain-containing protein
Exons: 5
Coding region: 1-1464 (487 amino acids)
Source: RefSeq, a predicted model, not a curated record
AUGCACGCCUACUCGGCUCUGUCUCUCGUGAGCUUCACGCUCGUCACUAUUGCCUCUGCAGCGUCUUCCCGGCCUGGUGCGAUCAACCCCAUUGCACCCGAGAAUGCAGCCACCAAUGCAACUACCAAGCGGUCUGUCGAGCUGGUUGGUCGUGGCACUUCUGUCCAACGCGACGUACAGAAGCGCUCUACGAACGGUAUUUGCGAUACUCUAGCUUCACCAUGGACCUAUAUGGGAUGUUUCACCGAUACCACAUCGGGCAGAGUCCUAGACGGCGACAGCUACCAUGGAGACGACAUGUCGCAGGAGAAGUGUAUCGCAUACUGCGACGGAAAGGGAUAUAGUAUGGCUGGUGUCGAAUGGGGCAGAGAAUGUUACUGUGGCUACUUGCUCGAUACCUCUGCCGACAAAUCGCCUGAGACCGAUUGCAGCAAGCCGUGUGCCGGCAACAGUGACGAAGUCUGCGGUAACGGUGGGCGCAUCAACGUCUUCACCAACGGCGAUGCGGCGCCUGCUAUCCUGGCUGCUUCUGGAGACUUCACUUCGCUUGGAUGCUAUUCCGACCAUGCCUCAGCCCGCACCCUGACUACCAGCAUAAGCCUCCCCGGUAACGUGAGAGUCAGCGACUGCACGACGGCUUGUGCCAACCAAGGAUUCCAGUAUGCUGGCCUCGAAUUCGGCAAGGAGUGCUUCUGCGGCUCUAGCAUCCAGAACGGCGGCGCCCCUAUCGCGGCCAAAUCCUGCAACAUGGCCUGUACCGCCGAUAAGACCCAAUACUGUGGUGGUCGGGCUGCCAUCAAUAUCUACAAGAGCUCCAAGCCUCAGACGGGUGGCCCCAGUGUCAUUCCCGACAACUGGGUUGCUUUGGGCUGUUAUACCGACAGCCCUUCAAGCCGCAGUCUCUCUUACAAGAUCCCCAGCUUUGACAAGUUCAGCGCUGCCCAGUGUGUCUCUCAAUGCGCCGGCCUUGGAUAUCAAUUCGCCGGUCUUGAGUAUGGCUCAGAGUGUUUCUGUGGGAAUACCAUCGAUAAUGGCAACAGCCCCGCCUCCAGCGGCUGCGAUAUGUCCUGCGCCGGCAACCGCUUCGACACUUGCGGCGGCGCUGGGCGCAUCAACAUCUACCAAGCCGCCUGCCAGGGCACACGCGACUGCCAUUUUGGCUACGGCUUGAUUGAUGAGAUCGAUAUUACGAGCGACAAGCAGUGCUCGGAUCACUGUCACGCAAACCCGAAUUGCCAAUCCUACCAACUUGGUGUUGACUACGGCCAAUACUUCUGCAACAUCUUCAGCUACGCCAUUCCUGUCGUCCGGGCAAAUGCUAAUGACAAUCGGUGCUUGUCUUUUAAAUUUUACGACAGUAAGAGCAAUGGUAACCAAUGGGGUGAGGUUCGGCGCGUGCAGGGUAUGAAUGAUACCCUCAGGAAGCUUGCUGUUGGUUGUCGACGAGGCGACAACGGGUUAUGA